AUGGCAAAAAUCAAUCUUAAAGAAAUCGAUACCAGGGCACCCGGAGAUUUUGAUAAAAAAGAAACGAAGGAAAAGACCGCGCGUAUGGUCGAGGAACUGGAUGGCCUGCAAAACCUGCUAUAUGCCGAGGGUAAACAUUCCGUUUUAAUCGUUAUACAGGGAAUGGAUGGAAGUGGUAAAGACGGGGUGAUCAGAAAUGUGCUGGGCAAUAUGAAUCCGCAGGGUGUUACCGUUCAAUCCUACAAAGCACCUACGCCUGAGGAAUUAUCACACGAUUUUUUAUGGCGGAUACAUCAACAUACCCCGGGCAAAGGAAUGAUACAGGUUUUUAACCGGUCACAUUAUGAAGACAUACUCAUCACCCGCGUGCAUAAAUGGUGUGAUGACGAGACGGCAAAGAAGCGGAUGAAAGCAAUUAAUGAUUUUGAAAAACUAUUAUCCGAGCAUAACAGCACGCAUAUUCUUAAGUUUUACCUCCAUAUUUCUCCCGGUGAACAGCAUGACCGCCUUUCCGAACGCAUGAAAGACCCGGCAAAAAUGUGGAAGUAUAACGAGAAGGAUUUUGAAGAGGCAAAGCUUUGGGAUAUUUAUAUGGAGAUGUACGAAGACUGUUUUAAUAACUGCAAUGAUGUGCCAUGGCAGAUUGUACCGGCGGACCAGAACUGGUAUAAAGAAUACCUGAUCGCGAAAGCGCUUCACUCGCUCCUGGAAGGGUUGAAUAUGCAAUAUCCCGGUCUAAAAAAAUGA
Ostertagia ostertagi is the source of this 747-nucleotide messenger RNA. The record is from the annotation of a GenBank genome assembly. Lineage: Eukaryota; Metazoa; Nematoda; Chromadorea; Rhabditida; Trichostrongylidae.